Messenger RNA from Penicillium riverlandense, 495 nucleotides. RefSeq names its product putative GPI anchored protein. The coding region runs from base 1 to 495 and encodes 164 amino acids. The record is from RefSeq and is a predicted model, not a curated record. The transcript has 2 exons. Lineage: Eukaryota; Fungi; Ascomycota; Eurotiomycetes; Eurotiales; Aspergillaceae.
AUGCGUACCUCCAUCCUCUUCGCUACUCUCUCGGCCUUCGCGCUGGCCCAGGGCGCCAUCGCCGCCGACACUGCCGACAAUGGCAACCCAGCCACCAAGUACCUCACCGAGACCAACUCCAAUGGUGUUGUUACCGGCCAACCUGAGGCUGUCACCUCGCAACCCGCUGUCGUGACCAGCGAGCCCGCCGUUGUGACCUCGCAGGAGCCCGCUGCCUCGAUCCCCGCUGGCAUGUCCACUCCCGCUGCCGGCCAGCCUGGCCAGACGACCAUGACCUCGGUCAAGUCCAACACGCAGACGACUUCCAUUGCCACGGUCAGUGGUGCUACCCACACUGGGACUCACCCCAACUCCAACUCCAAUUCCAACUCCAACUCCAACUCCCAGUCGGCUUCUGCCUCGGCGAGUGCAACCCACACCACCAACGCUGCGCCCCUGGCCACCGCUGGCUCUCUGGGUCUGGUUGGUCUGGCCGCCCUGGCUGCUUUCCUGUAA